Messenger RNA from Colletotrichum abscissum, 1242 nucleotides. Its product is annotated as MYB DNA-binding domain-containing protein. Gene Ontology annotation, biological process: regulation of DNA-templated transcription. Gene Ontology annotation, cellular component: nucleus. Lineage: Eukaryota; Fungi; Ascomycota; Sordariomycetes; Glomerellales; Glomerellaceae. Bases 1 to 1242 code for a protein of 413 amino acids. Gene Ontology annotation, molecular function: RNA polymerase II cis-regulatory region sequence-specific DNA binding; DNA-binding transcription factor activity, RNA polymerase II-specific. The record is from RefSeq and is a predicted model, not a curated record. The transcript has 3 exons.
AUGACUCUGAAACUGCCCUUCUUGGGUGGUGUCGAGCAAACCGAAAAGCUGGCGCGCGUCUAUCGCGCCCAUGACACAAGACCGUAUCCAACCUACCUAGGCGGCCAAACCGUCACCGUGGAUAUCGCGUCUCUCCUGAAGGCUCCCGACUCAGAUGAGUCCUCCACCGCUCCGCCUCAGCAUACCCGAUCAUCGUCAGACCCGUCCGCAACCGCAACCACGGCGGCCACAGCGCCUGUCAGCGGGCUACCUCCGUAUGGCCCGCCUCCCGUAGCACCGGGCCUGGCUGUGAGCGGCAAGCGUGCCAUGCCACCGCACGUAGCGGAGUCUCCGGCCAAGAAGCAGAGCAAGUGGUCGCCGGAGGAAGAUGCUUUGAUCAUCGAACUUCGGGGGAGCGGAAUGAAGUGGGAGGACAUCUCGAAACGUCUGCCGGGAAGAAGCGCCAUCAGUUGUCGACUUCACUACCAGAACUACCUCGAGAGGCGGAGCGAGUGGGACGAGGAGCGCAAGAACAAGCUUGCACGGUUGUACGAGAGGUUCAAGCCGGAGAUGUGGGCAAAGGUUGCGGAGGAGAUGGCCGUUCCUUGGCGAGCCGCAGAGGCCAUGCACUGGCAGCUUGGCGAAGCGGACAUGGCUCGACGGGCCGGUGUGGUGCCCUUUUCUUUGACCGCGGUCAACGUCGACCAGCCUGGCGGUGGCCACCGGCACUCUCCUUCUCGGGGGCACAUGCACACCCAGUCCCAGCCUAGCCUACCUCGGGACAUUGGCGGGCCUUCCCCCCGAUACAGCCGACCACCGCCGCCUGGUAUAUCCCCGAUUCCCGGUGGACGAGUCAUCGCCGCCCGACGGGAGAGCGUUCCUGGCAGGCCGCUGAUGGGACCGGAUCCGAAUGAGAUGGCGGGUAUGGGGCCAGGCGGCCCCGGUUUAGCACCGAUUCAGGGACUUCCGCCAGGCCGAGGCGGAGGCAUGCUUCCGGGAGUUGCCGAACUGACUACCGGUGUCAGCCCAUAUAGCACUCCAGCAUACGCGAUGGGCGGUAUACCUACGGCAAGCCCCGUGCCCAGCGCGAGAGCUAGCCCGGGACCGCUGCUUCCAGCCCUCCACUACCCACCGCCUCACGAACAAGCCGGUGCGAAGCGACGAGCCAGCCCGGGCACAGAGAUGAUGGGCUCAAGGGAAACGAGCCGACGACGGCACAUGGACCCCCGUCAGGAGGAGAUGGAUCGGCGACGUGUGGCAUGA